Molecule: messenger RNA, 6803 nt
Organism: Chlamydomonas reinhardtii
Lineage: Eukaryota; Viridiplantae; Chlorophyta; Chlorophyceae; Chlamydomonadales; Chlamydomonadaceae
Exons: 41
Coding region: 251-5668 (1805 amino acids)
Cellular component (GO): membrane
Molecular function (GO): ABC-type transporter activity; ATP hydrolysis activity; ATP binding
Source: RefSeq, a predicted model, not a curated record
UGACGACUGCAAACUUAUUGUAAGGGGCGUCAGUUUGAAGCUCUGAAGGUGCGAAGGAGCCCAUUCCUCCGCGUCAGACCUUUCGGCUUUCGCCAGCACAGCAUAUAUGGCCGCAGUAUACAAGACUCUUAGCUAGCUUGUUGACCUCCAUAUUCGGCACAGUCCCCGGCACAGGAUUCGCCUGGCCACGGGGGACCGCGCUCGCGCAACAGGCCUUGACCGCGAGCGCGCCUCCCCGCGUGCGGCCGCCAUGGUCAGCAUGGGGGGGCAGCCUGACGUGGCAUCCACCGCUUGGGGAGCCAGCGGGUCCGGGGGGGCCCCAGCGCCCACUGAGGCAGGUGGGACAGCUGCUGCGGUGUCUCACCCCCUGGCGUCCAUCGCCGCUGGCGCCGUACCCCCUUCACCCGACUCAAACACGCCACCACAAGUAAUCAAUGGGAAACCUGCGGAACACAAAGAGGCGCUCGGCCAGGCCGCUAAGAACGGGGAGCAGCAGCCCCAGAGCCUGGGCAGCCCGGCAUCGCCAACCGCGGCAGCAGCAGCGCAUGCAGUGCACGAGCACGCGCACGCAGAUGCCAAGCUGCUGGCCGAGAUUCGCGUCGAGAUGGAACGGCAGCGCGGCAAGAUGACGUUGGAGCGGCGGCGGCAGGUUGCGGCACGGCUAAUGGAACACAAGAACCGCGAGGAUACGUUCUUCACGCGCCUGAGCAAGAGGCUGCGCCAGGCGGGCGUGGAGCUGCCGGCGGUCACAGUGGAGUACCGCCAGCUGCGGGUGGAGACGGAGGCGCUGGUUGGGUCGGCUUCCAUACCCACGGUCGUCAGCGUGCCGCUGACGGCAGCCAAGAAGCUGCUACACCUGCACAACGAGCGGGAGGCCAAGCCGCUGGCCAUCCUGAACGACCUCCAGGGCCGGCUGGUGCCUGGCCGCCUCACGCUGCUGCUGGGGCCGCCCUCCUGCGGCAAGUCCAGCUUCAUGCGCGCGCUCACCGGGCGGCUCAUGCCGGCGCAGGGAAGGCAAUCCGGCGAGGUCCGCUACAACGGUGCCGAGCUGGAUCAGUUCAAUGUGCGCCGCACGGCCGCUUACGUCGAUCAGAUCGACAACCACAACCCCAACCUGACGGUGCGCGAGACGCUGGACUUCGCGCACGCCUGCCAGGUGGGGCUGCACGGCGCCGCCAUCGACGUGCCGGCAGAGCUGGCGGCGCAGCGCAUUGCCUCCCGCGCCAACGGCGACUCAGUGUACGGCACCGGCGUGCCGGCGGUUGACGCCGCCGCCACCGUACACGGCAACGGUAACGGUAACGGCCAUAGCCAAUACGGUGGUAGCCAGGCCCGCAGUGUCGCCGCGACGCCGCGCGGCGGCGGCGCGGCGGCGGGCGCGGGCGGCGGCGCCUUCGAUCCGCACGACGCCCACCAGCCUCACCCUCCCCACAUGGGCAGUCUCAAGGCGGCGGUGAUGAAGUCCUUGCGCAGCGCCCGCCACGGCCACGGCCACGGCCACGACAGGGCGCGGCUGGACCAGGCGGAACCGGAGGACGAGUUUGAGGCGCUGCUGCGUCAGGCGUGGGGCACCAACGUGCGCGUGGACAUCGUGAUGAGCCUGCUCGGGCUUGCGCACUGCUCCGAGACGCUGGUGGGAGAUGCGCUGGUGCGGGGCAUCAGCGGCGGCGAGCGCAAGCGCCUGACGACCGCGGAGAUGCUGGUGGGGCCCUCCAACGUCAUCAUGCUGGACGAGAUGUCGACUGGCCUGGACUCGGCGACGCUGUUCACGGUGGUGCGCUGGCUGAGCCAGGCGGCACAGGCGCUGCGGCUGACCGUCAUGAUCUCGCUGCUGCAGCCGCCGCCCGAGGUGUUUGGGCUGUUCGACGAUGUCAUUCUUAUGACCGAGGGCCGCGUUCUGUACCACGGCCCCGUGUCUGACGUGGUGCCGCACUUCCGCUCCCUGGGCCUUGAGUGCCCCGACCGCAAGGACGUGCCCUCCUUCCUGCUGGAGAUCACCACGCCACUGGGGCAGCGCCAGUACGCCGGCCCCGAGCUGCGCCAGCGAUUCAACCUGCCGCCGCCGGGCGUUGACCUGGUGCCGGCCAGCCGCACCGAGUCCCAGGCGCUGCCGGGCGAGGGCGACCUGGCGGCAGCCAACCUGAGCAACGGCAGCGCGCCGCGCAUGUCGGGCGAGGGAUCCGUGGGCCGCCGCAAGUUCCACUCCAAGUCGCUGCUGGUUCCGCUGCCAGAAAUGGAGGCGGCGUUCUGGACCAAGAACGAACACGGCGUGGCCAUGUCUGCCGCGCUGCAAGAGACCUCGUCGCCUGCGACCCCCAAGGCGGCUGACACUGAUGGCGGCGGCGCCAAGGGCGCUGCUGCAGGCAGCACCAGCAGUGCGGGCGGCCAGGCGCCGCUGCCGGCGCCACUGGUGCCGCUCAGCUCGCGCUUCGCGCUGCGACCACUGGAGGCCAUUGCCGUGGCUACGCGGCGGCAGGUGACGCUGGUGAUGCGGGACAAAGUGCUGCUCAAGGGCCGCCUGAUCCAGGUCACGGUGCUCGGGCUGCUGACCGGCAGUCUGUUCUACAACCAGGGCGUGUCCAUGGUGGCUGCUCGCACGUUGUUCGGCUGCUGCUUCAUGUCGGUGCUAUUCAUGAGCUUCGGCGGCUUCCCCCAGAUCCCCAUCACGCUGGAGCAGAAGAAGGUGUGGUUCAAGCACCGCGACUCGGCCUUCUACCCGGCCUACGCGCAGGGCCUGGCGAUGGCUCUGUCGCAGCUGCCGCUCUCGUUCAUCGAGUCGGGCGUCUUCGCUCUGGUCAUCUACUUCAUGACCAACUUCUACAGGGAGCCGAGCUACUUCUUCACCUUCUACCUGGUGCUGGCCUGCACGUCCAUGGCCGUGAGCUCGCUGUUCCGCUUCCUGGCAUGCGUGAGCCCGAACAUGGUGGUCGCCAACGCGCUGUCGGGCCUUGCCAUCGUGACGCUGAUCCUGACAUCCGGCUUCGCCAUCGUGCACUACUCCAUCCCACCGUGGGCAAUCUGGGCGUACUGGAUCAGUCCCCAUGCUUAUGCCUUGCGGUCACUGGUGAUCAACGAGAUGGUGUCGCCCAAGUGGCAGAACUUGCCGGCACCGGGUGGACCGCCCGGCAUGAGCCUGGGUGACGCUGCGCUCGACACCUUUGACUUCUACACUACUCGCGGCUGGAUUUGGAUUGGCGUGGGUUUCCUCAUCGGCUUCUACAGUAUCCUCACAGCGCUGUCCAUCGUCAUUUUGGCGUACCAGGAGCCGGAGGUGCCGCCGGCGCAGUUGGCAGAUCCCGAGGAGGUGGCCCGUGCUCGUGCCCGCGCCGAGGCUCUGCGCGAGCGUUUCACAAAGCUGCCCGCCAAAAGCGGCCGGCACAAGCACAGCAAGGCAAACAAGAGCGAGAUGGUGGUCGUGGUGGACAAGGCGAGCGGGGCGGCGGCCAGCAACCACAAGCAGCCGGACAAGAGCGAGGGUGGCAUGAGUGACACAACAGCCAGUCGCUCCAGCCCUGGCGACGCCAACGGGAACGGCAACGGAAACAGUGGUGGCGGCGAAGGGCUGGUGCUGUCACCAUCCAUGGCCGCGCUACAGGACUACAUCGACAUCUCCUCCUCGCUGCCCUUCACGCCCAUCACCCUGGUCUUCCAGGACCUCAAGUACUGGGUGCCCAACCCCUUCUACUCGCGCCGCGCCGCCCGGGCCGCUGCCAAGGCCGCGUCAGAGGCCAGCCAGGCGGUCAUUGACGCGCUCGCGGCUGGCAAGGACGUGGAGGAGGGCAACGGCGCCACAGCAGUGGCAGCAGCAGGCUCGCCCGCUGGGGGCGGUGCCAAGGCCGUGCCCAGCGCUGCCUCCAAGCCUAGCAGUGGCCGCGCCGCGGGUCAGCCAGGAAGUCUGCCCCUGGAGGCUCGCGAGCGGCUUCAGCUGCUGAGCGGCAUCACCGGCUUCAACGAGCCCGGGGUGCUGCUGGCGCUCAUGGGCGGCUCGGGCGCGGGCAAGACAACGCUGAUGGAUGUGAUUGCGGGCCGCAAGACGGUGGGAGAGAUCGGCGGCACCAUCACUGUGAACGGUCACAAGGCGGAGCCGCGCGCCUGGAGCCGAGUCAUGGGAUACGUGGAGCAGUUCGACAUCCACACGCCCGCACAGACGGUGGUGGAGGCAUUGCAGUUCAGCGCGCGCCUGCGCCUGCCACAGUCCUUCACAGACACGCAGGUGAAGGCCUACGUGGAUGAGGUGUUGGAGAUCGUCGACCUCACACCCAUGCUGUUCAACCUGGUCGGCACCGCGGGCGUGAGCGGCCUGAGCACGGAGGGCCGCAAGCGUCUGACCAUUGCGGUGGAGCUGGUCGCCAACCCCUCCUGCCUCUUCCUGGACGAGCCCACCAGCGGCCUGGACGCGCGUGCCGCGGCCAUCGUGAUGCGCGCCGUGCGCAACGUGGCGCGCAACGGCCGCACGGUCAUGGUGACCAUCCACCAGCCCAGCAUUGAGAUCUUCGAGUCCUUUGACCAGUUGCUGCUCAUCCAGCGCGGCGGCCGCACCACCUACUUCGGGCCGCUGGGGCUGCACAGCGCCGACCUCAUCAACUACUUCAUGGCGGUGCCAGGCACGCCACCGCUGCCGUCGGGCUUCAACCCAGCCACGUGGAUGCUGGAGGUGACGGGCGGCUCCAUGGCCACGGUGCUGGACAAGGUGGAGCUGGACUGGCCCGAGCACUACGCGGCAACAGAGCUGGCGCGCAAGAACGAGGCGCGCGCUCAGGAGCUGGUCGACACCAGGGGCAAGGAGUGCCACCCGCUGGAGGUCGGCAGCCAGUACGCGAUGCCGUUCUGGACGCAGACGCGCGUGCUGCUGCGCAAGUACAACCUGGCCUACUGGCGCACGCCCUCCUACAACUUCGUACGCAUGGGCAUGACCUUCAUAACCAGUUUCAUCUACCUGGCCAUCUACUGGGGCGAGGGCCACAUACCCAACCCUGCGGGUAUCGCCAACGUUCAGAACGUGAUGGGCAUCAUGUUCUCGUCUUCCAACUUCCUCGGCAUGACCAAUCUCAUGUCUGUGAUGCCGGUGGUCGGCUACGAGCGUGUGGUGUUUUAUCGCGAGCGCGGCGCCUCCAUGUACGACGCCUUUGCGUACGGCAUCGCCAUCGCGCUGGUGGAAAUGCCGUACCUGCUGGUGCAGGCCUGCACCUUCGUGCCCAUCAUGUACUUCGCCAUCGGUUUUGAGCUCACCGCCGAAGCCUUCUGGUACUACUUCAUCGUGUUCUUCGAGACGAUUGUGUUCUACACCAUCUUCGGUCAGACACUCGUCUACAUCACGCCUGCGCAAGCCAUCGCGCAGGUGGUGGGUGGCGGCUUUAACUUCCUGUUCAACGUCUUCAACGGAUUUAUUAUCACCUACCCGGAGAUUCCGCGUGGCUGGAAGUGGAUGAACCGUAUUGUACCGCCCACCUGGAUCCUGUACGGUCUGGGCGUGUCGCAACUGGGCAACAAGAACGAGCUGCUGAUCUAUGCGGGCCAGAGUAUGAGUGUGAGCGAGUUCAUGAGCAGCCGCUUCGGCUACAGCUACGAUAUGCGCUGGUGGAUCGUGCUCAUCCUGCUGGCCUACAUCCUGGCGCUCCGUGUGGGAUCCAUCGUCGCGCUCAAGUACUGGAACCACCUCAAGCGCUAGGGCGGCUAGUACGGCACUAUCUAGCUACGUACGUUACAUCCGCCGCACGGUACGCUACUGCACCGGUAUAUUGCAGACCGGCACACCGCGUGCGGUGGCAGCAGGGUGUGAGGCGUGGGUGUGAGGUCAAACAGGCGACAAAAGCACGGGCAUCGGGAGCCCGUGUGUUUGACUACUUGUACGGCAGGGGCCACCUGUGUGCACACCGUCGGGCGGCACAACAGCAGGACGAGAGGAAACGUGGACAAGGAUGGCAAGCGCGGCGCUAGCAUUGUCAGCUUCUAUAUGAUACCGUACAUCUCAAGGGUCAAAAGGCCCAUGGCCUGUGCACGUGUAGGGCAAGAAAGGUGGCUCUCCUUCUCAAAGGGACAAGUGGGCUGUGCCGCCACGCCACGUUGGUGCAAUGCCUGAGGCCGAGCCUUGGGCGCUUUGCUCGCGACAGUCCAACCAUUGCCCAUUGACUCGCGAAGUCGCUUCUCGAUUUCGAUCAAUUUGACCCGCCGCCUCUUUGUGAUCUAAAUAGGCCUUACCAGCGAGUAAGAAAACGACCCAUGUGAAGGAAGGGACAUGGUGGUGUGUGCAUCAGGCCGUGCAGGCGUGUGGGGUUGAUGACGCUGUUGGGUUGAUGUGCGCAGAGCUUUCAUUGACACGUUGGGGAUAGAUGGUUGUGUGGAACCCUGAGUUUUGGCGUUAGCGCAAGCUGCGCAAAUGCGAGAGGAUCGCAGCGUGUGUCCGCCACGCAUGUUGCUCGUAGUAGUUUCUUUAGCAAGCAAUUGUUUCGUCGCUGGACCGGGAGGAAACCGUGCCUGGAAAGCGUGCGGUGCCUGUGCAGCAGAGCCCGGGUGUGCCUGGGACAUGAGAAUGUGGGUUUGGAUUUGGUGCAUGAAGGUUCAGCACUCAGCCCUCUUCCCUUAGCAUGGCAAGCCUCAAGCUUAAACCAUCUCACUUUAGCUUUUGUGCAACAUGGAGUUUUGGGGGGGGGGGUGCAGCGCGGGCUUUGCACAUAAACUGGAAUGACACAGUUGCUGUGCCAUGUACGUGCCUAACAUGAUACGAACCAAGAUCUUGGCCAUGUGUUCUCAAAGGCACCAUGGCUAAAACACUGCCUGGCUUGCCGUUGUAAGGGCAAUGAUGU